AAUUACUUUAUAUUUGAAAAAUUAUCACAGAAAUUCAUUUGUUCAAAUCUUCGACUCAUUAUUAAAACCCUAAUCGUAAGGAUUUUCUUUAUUAGCUUUUGGCUUUGAAAUGCAUUUUUCUGGAGGAAGAAGAAGAUAGCGUGAAAUUUUCUUCAAAAGAUAAGAUUCCUUCCUAUUCUUCAGAAUGGCAACUCUUGAAGAACUUGUUGCUGCAUCAAAAAUCCUAGGUGAGUCUGCUGGAGAAGCGGUUAUGGAGCCGGAUGCCACGGGCUUUUCGGGUUUGGAACUGGGAGAAAAUGGGGUUGAGGUUUCUGAGUUUAAUAAAAAUGCUGGGAAUAAUGAUCACUCUGUUUUUAAGGCCAAUAAGCGAGCUGUUGAGACUGAAAAAACAGUGGAGACUACUUUUGUGGGCAAGGGUCAGCUGCAAUCUCACUUGAACGUUAAAGAGAAUGAGGAAAAAGGGGCUGAGAAUGAAAUUUUUGUAGCUGGUAAUGAUAAGAACGUUUCAGUCAGAGAAGAAGAGUGUAAUCAGAAUGGAAUUAAUCUUAUAGUGGAUGUUCUUGGUUCUUUGGAUGGUGUCGAUGGGAGUAAGAAGUAUUUUGAAACUGAUGGCGGUGAAAGCUCUUUUGUAGAGAAUGAAGGAGGCUUAAAUAUUACCUGUGUUCUAGAUAUCACGGGUCAAGAUGAUAAAGAAGAGGAGGAUGGUCACGUGAUGGAAAAACAGGAGCAUGGUUUUUGUGUGGGAGAUUUUGUUUGGGGUAAAAUUAGAGGUCAUCCUUGGUGGCCUGGACGGAUAUAUGAUCCUCAAGAUGCGUCAGAUUUUGCUAUGAAGCAUAGUCAGAGAGGUUGCCUCUUGGUUGCCUUCUUCGGGGAUGGUUCCGGUUCUUGGUGCUUGCCAGCGCAGCUUAUACCUUUUGCUAGCAAUUUUGAGGAAAUGUCAAAAGGAAGUAAUUCUAAGAGCUUUCUCAAUGCUGUGCAGAGGUCUAUUGAUGAGGUUGGUAGGGUGCUGGAGUUGGAGAUGAGUUGCAAGUGUGUAGCAAAGGAGAGAAAAGCUGACCUUGCCAGGCCAUUGGUGGUGAAUGCUGGGCUGAAACCGGGAGUUCUCAUGCCAGAGGUAGAUAUUAACCGCCUUUCUGUUCCUAUAUACGAACCUGCUGAAGUACUUGAAAAGGUUAAGAACCUCGCACAGGUUGUUUCUAUCGGCAGUAUGCUUGAGCUUGCAGUCUUGAAGAGUUGGCUCUCUUCCUUUUAUCGUUCAAAGGGAGUUUACCAAUUGGCUGUAUAUUAUGAACCCCAUCCAAUCGAAGGUCUUGAAGACACCAGUGAAAUUGGAGAUGUGGUUGCAAAUGGUUUUAGUCUUCCAAUUGAAGGCCCGAUUUUAGGUCCAGUUGAAGAAGACUGGCUCUCCUCAUCUGGUACAGGUAUGCAGCAGUUCCCAGCACCUUCAGGGGAUAAGAUUUAUCGGAGAAGGAAGCAAAAAAGUGUUGCGGAGCUUAUGGGAGAGACCCCUGAUAUUAAGCUCAAAGAUAAGAAGAGAACAUCAGCAAAAGAUGGAACAGAUCUUGUGAAGCCUACAUCUGCAACAAGGAAGAAGAGCAAGUAUUUAUCUCCUCCCUACACGGAGAGGAUAAAUGAAGAUUCUUCCGAUGAAAAUAUUGUCAGAGAAGAAGCUAAUGAGGCAUCCACGCCAAGAGAAAGGAAGAAGAGCAAGUAUUUAUCUGCCCCCUACACAAAUCUUAAACGAAGGGCAGGAAACUCGAGCUCAAACGGAGAGUCAGAAAUUGAAUCUGAGAAAAUUGACAAGAUGGUUCCGGUGGGAGAGCGCAUGACAAACGCUGAUGGAGAUCUUUUUCCAUCUCCUUCAAUUUCCAAUCCUGUGACUGUAAAUAUAAUUCCAAGUAGACAGCAAAAGGGUAUUGACUCGUCUACUCAUGCAAGUUCUCAACAGGAUGAGAAUGAUCUGAAGAAGAUUUUUGACACAGUAGAUGUUGAUGCAUCAGGUAAUGGAGUGUUAUCAAAGGUUCAAUCUGCUGCGGUUGAUCCUCUUUACUUGAGCAAGGAGGGUUCCCUUAAUAUGAUUCGGGGAUUUUUUUCAGCAUUCAGGAGCUCAAUCUAUUUGGAUGGAUCAAACUAUAAAGAAUUUCAUGGCCAUCGACGAGGUAAGAAGAGAAAGUUAUUGCAUUUUGAUCCGAAGAAUCAAGGAAAUGGCACAAGUAAAACAAAAUCCAAGACUUCCGAGCCCAAAAUUCCUGAAGCAGGUACCAGUAAGAUUGACAGAAGUGCUUCAUCAGCAUCUCUCGUUAUUACAUUUUCCCCUGGAUCUACUUUGCCAUCAAAAGAUGAUGUUAUUGGAAUGUUCAGUAAGUUUGGGAGUCUGAACGAGAAAGACACAAAUUUGGUGAUGGAUUCAAAUGCUGUUCAGGUCGAGUACGUUAAGAAUUCUGAUGUAGAAAAAGCCUUCAGAUCAUCAGUAAACAAAGAUUUAUUUGGGUCUGCGAUUCUCAACGGUAGUAUACAGCAUUCUUCCGUGACCCCUGAGAAGCCCGACUCUUUACAACUAGCAGGUGACGUAAUUUCAGAUAUAGGUUUCAUCAACCAAAAACUCGAAAUGAUGUCAAGCGUGAUGGAAAAUUGUAACUGUAAAAUUUCACCUGAGAAAUCGAGGCUCAAGGAUGCGAUGAAACAUCUCUUGGAGAAGGUUGGAAGCACGGCGGAAAAGGUGAGAACCAUGGUUGAUACUACCUCAACUUAGAAGGAAAAAAUGCUGCUCAGUGAAAGUUCAGGUUUGGGUUUUUAGUUGAUAAUUCCCUUUUGUCCAUGUAGGAAUUAGUUUGUGGUAGUUCGCUUAUGACGUUGCUCUUCCAGAUUCCUGUAUGAAAUUAGGAGAGAAUAAAUAUAUACGAGAAACUGCUAGUAAUAUUUAAAAGGAUGAUCUAAAUCUCUGUUAAAUCUGAAACUUUAUGAUUCUGCUAAUAUUUGUCCAUUG
Messenger RNA from Olea europaea var. sylvestris, 2986 nucleotides. RefSeq lists its product as uncharacterized. The transcript has 2 exons. The record is from RefSeq and is a predicted model, not a curated record. The coding region runs from base 185 to 2752 and encodes 855 amino acids. Lineage: Eukaryota; Viridiplantae; Streptophyta; Magnoliopsida; Lamiales; Oleaceae.